Molecule: messenger RNA, 345 nt
Organism: Rotaria sp. Silwood2
Lineage: Eukaryota; Metazoa; Rotifera; Eurotatoria; Philodinida; Philodinidae
Source: the annotation of a GenBank genome assembly
AUGUAUUUAAAUUCAACAAAAGUUGUCGAUCAAAAUAUAUCGACUGAAAAAUCACCGAGUGGUGAACAAUCAACAGAAACUCUAAGACAAGAUACAGCAGGUACUGUUGAAGAAUUAUCAACUCAAAAUCAAACAGGAGAAACUGCAGGUCAAAUAGGUAGUGGAACAGGCAUAGCUGGACAAAUACUACCAACAGCAACUGCUGAAAGUAUGACACAUUGUCGAACGACGUUACCGUUAGUACAAGAUUCUGGCUUCAACACUGAAUUGUGUUUCAAUAUCUUUGUCGUGUCGUGUGUUGUAUCUGGUGUUUGUCUUACUUUUGUUGUUGGUAUUGAGGCCUAA